GCGAAUGAUAGUCGCAAAGAAAGCACGUACAUGACGGCUGAGCUACUACUGUAGUUUUGUGGAUUGUCACUGUACAAGUGAGCGAUACAUUUAUUGAUUAACAUUGGUGUUAUCCCUUGUGGAAAAUUAGUUGGAUAUUGAAAACAAUAAGUCAGUGGGUGGUGCUGAUGUGGACAUAGCUUAAGGGAUUAGACUAAUGAAAUAGACAUUAGAUAGAAAAACAGAGAUGACUUGUGUUUUACUACGGACCCCUUCGUAUUCAAACGCAUGCACAGGGCGUCCGGAAGAAGUGUCUGAUCACCCAGCCGCUAGUUCCGGUCAGUUUCAGUCAAGCUGGCGAGCCGCUCAAACUCUUUUCCGGAGCACGACCACUGCGAGGCGAAUAUCGGGUUCGAGCUCCACGUCCGACGUAACGUUCCUCGACGGUGUGGUGGCGGAGACAGCAGCCUCCGACGGAAACGCAGAACAGACGGCUGAGGGCGCCCCAGUGACGCCUACAUGUCAAUCUGAACGUGAACCGUUAUCUAAGAAUAACAGUCUUAGUACCGCGGAGGAAAGGGACAGCGACAUUGAGUACAUCUUAGACAUGUGCAACAAAUCCCGGACACCGGACAUUAAACGUGACGAAACGUCUCGAGUCCUGAAGCGGAAAUUAGACACCGACAUCGAUUUGGACGUUCCGUAUAUUCCACCGAAAAGAAUCUCGCCUUUUAUGAACACACCAAAAGAGAAAAGGGAAGAAAAACGCAAAAUUUUGAAAAUCUCAAUCAAGAAGCUUAAACAGCUUGAAGAUCCCGAGGCAUUCUUAAGACGAACUGUGUUAGUGAAUAAUACACGCAAACGACUUCAGACGGAACUCAGACAGGAAAAAAAUAGUAGCAGAGUCGGCAGGAGAAAACACUUUAUUUCAACGUACGAUGUUUUAAGCAAUAGUUGUCUUUCUAAUUCAUACAUGUUCGACGAUCCCUUUCUGAGUGGUGUUCAUGAAAAAAUAACUGAUGACAUGACCGACACCUUGAUAAGUAAUUUACAAGACAGACUCUGUGAAAACAAGGAAGGCGAUUCUCAUAGCGAAUGUCUUAACUCAAAAGCAGAAAGCUACGAAUCUGAAAGUAAAACAGGUGCCAUUCGUUCAAAUACGGAACACAGCCUUGAAAAUAUGGAUACUUCUGUGUCGACUGAUAGUUCAACAUCGCUAUUAAAUGUCAGUGAAAACAUGGAUGUAAUUAAUGACGCUUUUGCUAUCGCACAGGGAGUUGAUUCUUUUAAAAAUGAAACUAACAGUGUUUACUUGUCAGUUACAAAUUCUGAAAAGGAGGUAACGAAUACUUCCACUGAUAAGGCACGGACGCACGUUGCCGAGUGCCCCAGCGGAAAUGGACAGACAUGUUCGGAACAGUGCCACACGGUGCAUGAGGAAUUUGACACCAUGAUUAUAAAUGACAGCGUUGUUCUAGAGAUUGACUUGCCGAACCAAAUAAACUCUUUUACAAGUCAAACAGGUGUAGAUGAUUAUAUCUCUUAGUACUCAAACAAACUAGUACGUUGUUGUUAAUGAACUAAGUUUAGUACAGAGAUUUUGGGUUAAAUGAGGAGGCGGUUAACAUCUCAAUCAUUCGUUCAACGAAUGUCACGUGUCUGAGAAGCAAAGCCACGUGACAAUGACGUCAGAACACGUGACGCAGUGAAACUGCCGUAUGUCUUCAGAAUUGCUUCAAGACGAAAAUGAUAUCCGUGUAAACAUUCCUUGUGGUCGCAUUUAACCAAAACCAUACACGUCUCUGAAAUCAAAGGACGUCAAAGGUAUUUGUCAGUGAGAGGAAAAUACUAGUCUUUCAAUUGAUUGAGUUUUAAAUGUGUUUGUUACUUCACUUUGGUUUAGAUCAAAAUGUAAAUAUUUAAUGAAAAUUGCUGUAAAAACAUGCAUAGUCACACUAAAGGGAAAUCUACGCAAUAUAAAACAAAAUAGUGCACACAAUCAUGAUAACAAAAUGAAAAAAAUGUUAGAUCUAUGUGUGUGUUUGCAAAUUUGUGAAAUUUGAACCUGAAAUAGGCCACACAUGAAGAAAUGGGACUUCUUUUGCCAUACAUUUUUUUGGCUUUAUUGCAAACUAAUUUUAUCGAGAUAGUAAAUAGCUAAAAGUAUAUUAAUUGUUGAACAACUUGCCGCUUAUGAAUUGCUUUUGGAUCAAUAAAAUGUAUUCGACUGCAAAUGUAUACAUUAAAGUUAACAGCGCGUUCGUGGUGAAUUGUAAUACAUCUUUUCUAAGUCGUCGUCAGAAUGGGGUUUCACAGCAAUUAAUAUUGCGAGACGCUAUUGUUAAAAAAGUCAUAACACUCGCCUGGAUCGAUAAUUAUUUUUUUUACGGCUGCAAACUAGUUUAUGAUUAACGGUGAUACUUUUAUGAUCAAGUUUUGAAUUAUGCAAGAUACAAUGUAUCAUUGCGCAGUGGCAAGGUCGAGGGAAUUUUGAAGUUAAGUCUCAUGUGUUUCUACAAUUGCCAGGCCCUAUUAUCACAAAAAUACUCGAGCCAAAUCUCAUUCUUAACUAAUUUUAUCUACAUAAAAGCAUAGUAUGAAUAAAUAUCUUGCAUUUUUUUAAUAUUUUUUAAAAAACGUAUUUUCUCAUGGAAUGUGUUGAUAAAAAGAUUUUAUCAAUAUUUCAAAGAAAACUAGUUCUAGAGCAAAAAGAUAUAGUCGAGUAAUUGUUAAAAAACAAUGAAUUGUACUCGAAUACAAUUUUGGCAUUAGAAUAUUGUUCCCUUGGAAUCUAGUCCCAAGGUUUUAAUCAACAUAUUCAAUGAUCGAAUGUAUGAAAUCAUAUAAUAUUUUUAAAAACUUUAUUUUAUGUGGUAAACCGAGUUGAGACUGAGAUUGAGAACUGACUUAAGUAUGUUCGUGAUAUUGGGACCAGGUGUAUGUAGCCUUGAACAAUAUUGAAGUAUUUAUUUUUAAUUAUUUCUAUUUAUGAAACUAUUAUUAUUUAUUAUGAUUGUUCGCCAUGUUUUGAAUUGAAAAUAAAAGUUGAAAUUAA
This is a messenger RNA of Mya arenaria, 3034 nucleotides long. RefSeq lists its product as uncharacterized. The record is from RefSeq and is a predicted model, not a curated record. Bases 227 to 1525 code for a protein of 432 amino acids. The transcript has 2 exons. Lineage: Eukaryota; Metazoa; Mollusca; Bivalvia; Myida; Myidae.